UUCGCCGACCCGGUUCGGAUUACCAAGGUGGGACGAGAGGGACAGCACAGGACAGAGAAACCGUGAGUUCCAAGCCAAAAGGAUUGUUGCAAUUACAAGCAAAUCUGAAAAAAAAGGCUUAACCAACCCCAAAAGGAGAAGAUCAUGGGGGGAAUUUUUUGCUUUUCUAGGGAAUCACCAUUACAGUUUAGAAACCGCCUUGAGGACUAGAAUCUUGAAAGAAGACAAAAAAAAAAAAAACAGUGACGGAGGAAUUUUGGAAAUUGGGUAACGCAGAAGAGAUGGGCCAAUGAAGAAUGUGAGAAGGGAAUAGAGAAAGAGAGCGGAAGGGGUUGGGAGAGAAGACCUCAGCAUGCAGAUUGAAGAGAUGAUUUGAUAUAAAGCCUGAGAGAUGCUGUGUUUCUCAAAAUCCGAGCAUCAUGUGUCAACUUCUCAUUGCAAAAUCUAUCAAUCUCAAUUUCAUUCUCUCUCAUACACCGCGUAGCUAACUAGCAUCACCACCUUCUAUCUCUUUGUUGUGUUCCUGGUACUGAUGGACAAAAUGGGAUUGGAUUAGAUAGAUGGGAUGGCUGAAUAGAUUCAUGCAUGUUAAAAUUAAUCAUUUUCCCCCAAAUUUCGUUGAACCCCACAUGGCUUGCUGGGAAUUUGCUUGCUGGCAUCCAAUAUACACAUCCCCGGUGAACAACCCCACAAGUUUUUGAACUUGCAGAAAUAUUCAGCUUUUCACGUAUGUUUCUCUUUGGUCCAACAUUUCGCUUGUCAUGAUUCUUCAAGAAAGAAGGAAGGAAGGAAAUGAGAAAAGAUGUUGAAUAUUUAAAGUUUUGAUUAUAUCCAAUGACUUGGCUGUGUUUGACGGAUUGACCCAGAGAAUGUAAAAUCAAGAAAUCAACUUCAGCUACAUGCUCUGUUGCACCUUUUCAUGCCCUCAUGUGCACUACAAGAUCAAAAAAAUAUGCCCACUUUCAGUAACAUUUGUUUUGUUCUACGAUUGGUCACUACUCACGUAUUAAACCUAGUUCUUGGAACAUACCAUAUUAUCCUGAUACCCUCAUGAGAUUAGAUUGUAUAUAACAGCGAUUGUUCUCUUGUUUUGGUUGUAUUCACAGACCAGUACAUAAGGGUCUCUGAUAUUCUGGAGGUAUGGUAUAUUUCCCUCCUUUUUUUUUCCUUGUUUGUUUUUAUAUAAGCAUUACUUGACAGGGAUAACUCUCCACUUUUAGUUCUAUUCACCUAUCAGCAUAAUAGGGUUUUUAUUUCCUAUAUAUGCAAUUAAUUGCCAGCCUCUUUUAUUACCAGCAUCAUGAUUCACAUUUGAACAGUUAAAUGGAUCAAUCAAAAAGAUUGAGAUGUCAAUCCUGCUAGUUAUCAGCCAUACCCAGUGCUACUCAGAAGUAAGAUCCUUUGUAAAAAGAUUUUGCUGUUUAGUUUAUUUAGCAUCAUGGUUUGGUUUGUACUCUUGUACUAAGUAAAUAAGAAAAGCCUCAGGAAGAUAAUUACUCAAUUUGUACUUGGUAAAUAUAAAAACAUGAAGGAAGAAUAAAAAGCUACAGUCUUUCAAACCCAAAACUGGUAUUAACAAAGGUUGGUUUGGCAAAACAUAACGACAACCGAAUCACUAUAUGAGUGGGGGAAAAACUAAAAGAAGUUAUGGUUACGCCUCUAUUUAUUGUGCAGUGAUGCAUUUAGCUUUGGCGUUUCUGAAGAGAUCUAUUUGUCUUUUAUGUCACAGUCACACACUGGUGUAACGCAUCAUUUGUACACAAGCAUCCUGUGUAAACGAGCAAAAGCAACUGUUCGGAACAGAGAGAGAUGGGAAAAAAAAGAGCGAAACAUUAAUAAUUAGAUGGAGUUGCUUUUCUUUCUUUCUCUUCUUUCUUUUUUCUUUUUUGUUGCAGCAACCAAAUUGCAGUUGUCUAGCUUGGCUUGAGAGAUGCCAAAACUCAUGACACACAGGAACAAAUACCCAGAAAGAGAAAUGAUCACCAGAGGAAUACCCGCACACUUCCUCACGCACGCACGCAUACUCAAAGCCAGAAGAGCCCCACUCCCCUCCUCCCCCCUACCCUACACAUCACUUUCCUCUUUCUCUCUCUAGCCAUCUGGACUAUGACAAGGACCAUGGCAGACUAAUGAGAGAGAGAUCAGAAUAGCACAGAAGCUCAGAAAAUACAGAGAUUUUACAACCAUUUACUAUCCUUAUUUUCCUCUUUUCCUCUUCCUUUCGUCUGAUUCAUCAUAUUAUAUAAACCACCACACUCCCAUGAGUGAUUUCUCAGCCUCUCGCUUUCUCUCAGAACAAGCCUUGAAAGAUCGUAGAGUUUCUUUUUUACUCCUCUAUCUCCAGCCACCAGCCCCUGUAAUUGCGUCCUCUUCAAUGGAGAGCUAUUACCCUUCUGACAACAAUGAUUCUCAUUUGCCUCCUGGCUUUCGUUUCCACCCUACAGAUGAAGAACUCAUCACGUACUACCUCCUCAAGAAGGUCCUUGAUAAUAGCUUCACUGGUAGAGCUAUCGCUGAAGUUGACCUUAACAAAUGCGAGCCAUGGGAGCUUCCAGAGAAAGCGAAGAUGGGAGAGAAAGAGUGGUACUUCUUCAGCCUGAGAGAUAGGAAGUAUCCAACUGGGCUAAGAACUAAUAGGGCUACAGAGGCGGGAUACUGGAAGGCCACCGGGAAAGACAGAGAAAUCUAUGGCUCAAAAACUUGCUGUCUGGUGGGGAUGAAGAAGACGCUUGUGUUCUACAGAGGUAGGGCUCCUAAAGGCGAGAAGAGCAAUUGGGUUAUGCACGAGUAUCGCCUUGAAGGCAAAUUUGCCUACCAUUGUCUCUCUCGCUCCUCUAAGGACGAGUGGGUCAUUUCCCGAGUGUUCCAGAAGAGUGGCUCCGGCAACGGCGGCUCCGCCACCAUAUCCUCCUCUUGCAGUGGCUCAAAGAAGACCAGAAACAUCAUGAACUCUUCUCCUAACUUGAGUCUCUACCCGGCUGAGCCCAGUUCUCCCUCCUCCGUCUACCUUCCUCCUCUGCUUGAUUCUUCUCCCUACUCGGCGGCCGCCGUCAACGAUCGUGACAGUUGCUCUAAUACCUACGACAGCUUGAAUGCCUCAAGAGAGCACGUGUCCUGUUUCUCCACAAUCUCUGCCACCGCCAGCAACAACUACAACUUCGACUUGCCUGCUGCGCCGCCGUCUGUUACGGUGGAUCCCGUUGCCCGUUUUUUUAGAAACGGAGGCGUUUCUUCCUUCCCGACCCUGAGGUCGCUGCAACUACAAGAUAACCUUCAGCUUCCCUUCUUUAUCCCGCCGCUGCCGCAGCAGCCCUUCCAAGGCGUUCCCGUUGACAUGAACUGGGCUACACCGGUUGACGAGCAAAGAGUAGCGGAUGGUGGCUCCGGCAUGACCGGUUUGGGCGGCUCCGAGCUCGAUUGCGUGUGGGGAUUCUAAGGCUGCCCUCGUCGAAUUAAUACCGAGUUUGAUCUUCUAGGAUUACAUAUGUGUUUAUGUUUAGAUGUGUUUUAAACUUUCUGUUGACCUUAGGAUUGGAUUAGGGUAGUUUAGUCUUGGUUUUUAUCGUACUGCGUGUUUAAGAUUCAGUCUCGGAACUACGGGGAAGUAUUGAAUGGUUUACGACAACUUAUGUUUAUGCCCUUCUUCGGAGAUGUUUCGCAUGAUUCUCUGACCUGUUCAAAUUAAACGCAUGUUAUUAUUGUGGGAAAUUCAUAUGGAAGUUCAGUUCAAAUGGUUAGGUUAACACUGCAAUAA
Molecule: messenger RNA, 3754 nt
Organism: Prosopis cineraria
Lineage: Eukaryota; Viridiplantae; Streptophyta; Magnoliopsida; Fabales; Fabaceae
Product: protein CUP-SHAPED COTYLEDON 2-like
Exons: 4
Coding region: 2261-3436 (391 amino acids)
Biological process (GO): regulation of DNA-templated transcription
Molecular function (GO): DNA binding
Source: RefSeq, a predicted model, not a curated record